AUGUGUACGAGAGCAGAGAGAGUACAUAAUUGUUUACCCGAUUAUCUCUCGAGAAACCCGACUCACGAUGAAGACGAAUUAAUGAACACUGAAUAUGGUCUUGAAUUGGCCACUUUUGACCGCCACACGCAUAGCGGUGUGGUCGGUGUCAUCACCAGGUCUGCAGCUAAAAAACAGGCAGUAACCACAAAUGCUGCUCCGCAAAAUGGUGAUGACCGCGCGACUCAACAUGAUUCGAUAGAUGAUUCUGGAAAACCACCGGACAGAGUAAUCCCAAAUCAUUUAGAUAUUACAAAAUUAGUGAAAGAGCAACAGGAAGAUACAGACAUUCAAAGGAAGAUUCAAGCGAUCCAACAAGCUCCACACAAGCAUCCCUAUGUGUUAGCAGACGGUAUUUUGUAUAAAUUAUUAUCCAGAGAUCGUGCCAAAACCAAAUUAAAAUUAAUUUAUCUGCCUAAAUCAAUGGUACAGACCUGUCUUCGCUCUUAUCAUACUCAUGCCACAGCCGCUCAUUUUUCCGUUCAGCGUACAUAUGCAAAAUUGAAAUACAAAUAUUGGUGGCCACACAUGCAACAGUCAGUGGUUGAUUACAUUAAUGCUUGUGUGGUCUGCAAACAACAUAAUCACAGCAGACAAAAGAAGCCUGGACUUCUCCAUCCUUUACCACCACCAUCUGGUCCAUUUCAAGUUUUAGGUAUAGAUUACUGUGGUCCAUUUUCAACUACACCAACCGGCAACAAAUAUGUUCUAUGUUUAACAGAUCAUUUUACAAGAUGGGUGACAGCUGUUGCUGUCCCUGACUGCACAGCACAAACAACUGCUGAACACAUUUUUAAUGAUUACAUAUGCUUUUUCGGUGUUCCAACAGCCAUUUUAUCCGACAAUGGUUCACAUUUUCAGAAUCAAUUAAUGACAGCUUUAACACAAGUCUUAGGACAUAAUCAUAUCUACUCCACAGCAUACCAUCCCCAAACAAAUGGAAUGAUUGAACGUUUCAAUGCCACCUUCGUGCCACAAUUAGCAAAGCUGCAAGAUAAACAAUCUAAUAAUUGGGAUCUAUAUUUAUCUAGCGUUGUGUUUGCAUAUAACACUGGUCAACAUUUUAGUACCGGAUACUCGCCCUUCCAGCUAUUAUUUGGUUGUGAUGCCAAAUUACCACCCGAUGCACCUCCUAAACAGCUUAUAUUUAACAAACCAAAUGACUAUUUCCAACAAUUAACGAACAAUCUUAAGACGUAUCAUCAACAUGCACGUCAAUUAAUGUUACACAAUCAGACAUUAGCCAAGUUGAGAUAUGAUCGUAACCGAACAGAUCCACAGUUUCAGAAAGGUCAAUUGGUCUUAACGAGGCUUUAUGGAAAACAAAAUAAAUUAGCAGAAAAAUUCUCUAUAGUUCCAUCUCGAAUUGUUGAAGUUAAACAUCCCGUCACACCGAGGGAUGAUAUCGACGAAGGUGCCAAUGGUGAUCAUAUUGAUUGUACAUGCAACUUUCGUCCAUACAAAGAUCCUAGACAAACAACAAGCUGGUCCUUACAAAAAGCCUUUGCUUUAGGAUUUGGUUUGUAUCUCAACAAAAAAUACACUUGCAGCAAUUGGGGCGGCGGUAUAGAUGUACAACUGAACACCUGGACUUUCCAUGAUAAAGAAACACGACAUCAACAAAAAUACAUUCGGAGAGCACUCGAACAAUAUGCAAUUAAUGACGUCAUUACAAUCUGGUUUAUUAUGGUACAACAAGCACUCUAUGCUUUACGAAAAACAACAAGAAUACCACCACCAUUAUCAACAGUAGCUCCGAGACCACCAUCACCCGGAAUAACUAAUGUACAAACAAUAGCAUUCUAUGCUCCCGAAACCGAACCGGUAACUCCACCUACGGAUAAUGCAUUUAAUGAGCCAGUAACAGUUAAUAUUCCAGCAGAAAGCGAAUUCCGAAGGUUAUUACCAUUAGCACAAAAUUUCACAUGUGCGCUCAUUUCCAUACCUGAUACAGCGGUAGUGCCGGUAGGGGACCGGGUUUCUGGCCCCACGCCUACAUCCUCAUCGUCAUCAUUACCUCGAAGACCACAACAACAGCGAACUUCGACAACAUCUCGGGUCUCUGAGCAUCACCGCAAAAUGAAAAACAAAGUCUCAUCUAUUAAAUACCAUAAGAAAGAUUAUCAAUUCUCGUUAACCAGAGAAAUUUAUUAUCGAUUCACCAUGUCUGAUAUUAAAAAGGUUCUAGCCGGUUUAGGAUUGAAAGCAAGAAAACUUCAGCCUAUAGACACAACCCACGGUAAACAAUUAUUGAUUGGCGUUUACUCUCAAGAACAAGUAAACGAAUUCGAUCUCAAACUUCAUGAUGGACUAUUUACCCGUGGCCAUUAUCAGAGACUAUAUGGACGUGAUUAA
Messenger RNA from Didymodactylos carnosus, 2394 nucleotides. The record is from the annotation of a GenBank genome assembly. NCBI's taxonomy places the organism in Eukaryota, Metazoa, Rotifera, Eurotatoria, Philodinida, Philodinidae.